CCCUGAGCCGAGUCCCCUGAGGAGGGAUGCUGCCCUUGGUCCUCGUCCCGUCGUGACUGCUGCCGCCCUCUCUUGCAGGAGGUAUGUCGCUGGAGGACAGUGCAAGUCAACAGCUAGGCUGGAGGGGAAGGUGGUGAUAAUCACAGGAGCCAACACAGGCAUUGGGAAGGAGACCGCCAGAGACCUCGCACGAAGAGGUGCGAGGGUGAUUGUCGCGUGCAGAGACAUAACGAAGGCAGAGGCUGCAGCCAGUGAAAUCCGAGCUGAGACUGGGAACCAGCAAGUCAUUGCGAAAAAACUGGACUUGGCUGAUACAAAGUCCAUCCGGGAGUUUGCUGAGAAAUUUCUAGCAGAGGAGAAGGAACUUCAUGUUCUCAUUAAUAAUGCUGGGGUAAUGUUAUGCCCUUACUCCAAGACUGCUGAUGGCUUUGAGAUGCACCUGGGAGUCAAUCAUCUUGGUCAUUUUCUAUUGACCUUCCUAUUGCUGGAGUGUCUGAAGCAGUCUGCCCCAGCCCGCAUAGUGAACGUGUCCUCACUGGCUCAUCACGGAGGCCGAAUCCGCUUCCACGAUCUCCAUGGUGAGAAGAGCUACAAUCGGGGCCUCGCCUACUGCCACAGCAAAUUGGCUAAUGUGCUCUUCACCCGGGAGCUGGCAAGGCGGCUGCAAGGCACUAAAGUCACAGCAAACGCUCUCCAUCCUGGUUCUGUCCAUUCUGAACUGGUCCGGCACUCGUUUGUAAUGACGUGGCUGUGGAAGAUAUUCUCAUUCUUCUUGAAGACACCUCAGGAAGGAGCUCAGACCAGUGUCUACUGUGCAGUAGCAGAAGAGCUAGACUCUGUGACAGGACAGUAUUUCAGUGAUUGCCAGCCAGCAUACAUAUCUCCAUGGGGUCGGGAUGAUGAGACAGCAAAGAAGCUCUGGAGCGUGAGCUGUGAGCUCCUUGGCAUCCAGUGGGACUGAGCAGCGUGGACCUCAAGUGCGUAUCAGGCUAAGCCCAGCGAUUCCUCUCCUGGGAAGAGCACUGCUAAGAGACCUCCAGCCUAGAAUGCUGAUACUUCAGCAGCCCUCAUGAUGGCUCUAUGAACACAAACUAAUGUGAAUUUCUGGAAUAUUACACUUAGGGAUUGCGAUUAGUAAGCAACCAGUCCCCCUUCCUAGCUGAAGAAU
Molecule: messenger RNA, 1168 nt
Organism: Balearica regulorum gibbericeps (East African grey crowned-crane)
Lineage: Eukaryota; Metazoa; Chordata; Aves; Gruiformes; Gruidae
Source: RefSeq, a predicted model, not a curated record